UGGGUCUGUCCUGAGUAACACUGGACAUAUUUCUUUUCCGUGAGAGUAAUAUUCAUAUUAAUCCGGGAGUGUUUCCGACUGUCCUUCCCCGAUGGCACAUACCCCACACCGGAAUGAAGAAAACGACUGGAACAGUUUGUUGACUUCUGAUACCUAUCAGACCGAUGAAACGCAAAGUUCUGCUACAACAGUCUGGGGACCUGGCACAUUGUCUGGAAAGGCCAUCAAGAGUUUAGGUGAAGCUAGCCUCCGAGGGUUGGAUCACCUCAUCAUUCGUUGGAAACUCGCUAGAAUCAAUUCAGGUCUUUCCAAAAGUAACGCAGCCUCAUCGGGAACCUCUCCCUCGUCUUUGCUCUCUGUCGAAAAGUUGGAGAAGAUUUGUGACGAUUUGUUGGAACUUUCCAGACUCGAUUUUUACGACGCCAAAGUACGACAAAAAGCGCUACGGUUAAUCAUGAUUCAAAUCGGCAGCAGAGAAACAAGUCAACUGAUUUCGUGCAUCAUGAAAUGGCCACAGCAGGAGAUUAGGAUAUUUCUGUCUGAAAUGAUGGAUUUCAUGCCCAUCCUGUGGAGUAACGACGUCCGUUCAACGCUACAUUCAGCCGAUAACGCACAAACCCUUUUCUACCCAGAUCUCAUCAGUGUCUACCGUUCUUCCCAAUCUCCCGCGGAGCUUCAUGAGGUCAUACCCUUCCUAUCGUUUACCACAUCGCUUGCCCGAAAAGGUCCCGCGGUGGGGCGGGCAGUCAUCGAAGCAGGUUUUUUGUCGUUUCUCACAAAGCUUCACCAGAACUACGAUGUCAGAGAUAGUAUCGAGCCGGUAGUUGCCGCUCGAGACGCUUUGGAGGUACUCAUGGAGGACCAUGACGCGCUUCUGGAACAAUAUCGGAUGGAUUUGAUUUGGCCUAGGGGUACAAGCACCAUCCCAUUAACCAGAAGGUCGCUCGAGUUAGCAAACCUGACACCAGAUAAGAGGACGGUCAGUUGGAGAAACGCAGAAAGCUCCUGGAUUCGAGAGCGACUUUGCGAGAUUCAAGUCAUCCUCGAGAUGCCUACAUACCACGAUGCGAAAUGUAAAACAGAUCUAUUUGAUGUCUGUCUUGAUCUAGUCACUUUCCACGAUUUUCAUGAUCGGGUUCUUGCUCAACAAUCGUUCACUCUCCUCUUACAAUGCAUAGCGAUCGGAGGCGAGCUGCGUGAUGCUCUAAAGGCCGUGCUCAUCCACACAUCCUAUGAACAAGUCUUGGGAGUAUUCUAUCGUAUGACCUAUCCAACUCUGCAAAUCAAAUUCGAAGAGCAUCCCAUUUUCCUACAUUUAUCCCAACAAAUAACGACCUACCAUCCCGAGAUUGACCCAGUCGACUACAUCGUGGAAUUUGCUGUGGAAGUAGCAGGUGCCAGUCACCACUGCGCGCGAGCCAUCGUGGACGCCGAUAUCAUUUCGUUAUUGAGCAGCACCACCGAGCAAGUCAGUAAAGGUGAAGUAUUACGGUGUCUGCAAACCGCAGCAAGGUCUGAACACGAACAAGAUCCGUCCAAGUACCCUCAUUUGCAGACCAACUCCAGAUUGACUGGGAACAGACCGCGAUCUGUAACGGUGUGAAAAAUUCACCAGCACCCAAGCCCCAGACAAUCUACCAUUUCUGCACAUGCAGUUCGGUUAUGGAUCCCGGAAAAAACGCUUCGAC
Molecule: messenger RNA, 1688 nt
Organism: Marasmius oreades (fairy-ring Marasmius)
Lineage: Eukaryota; Fungi; Basidiomycota; Agaricomycetes; Agaricales; Marasmiaceae
Exons: 6
Coding region: 92-1603 (503 amino acids)
Source: RefSeq, a predicted model, not a curated record